Messenger RNA from Haliotis rufescens (red abalone), 3487 nucleotides. RefSeq names its product mucin-2-like. The transcript is spliced from 5 exons. The record is from RefSeq and is a predicted model, not a curated record. The coding region runs from base 438 to 2186 and encodes 582 amino acids. NCBI's taxonomy places the organism in Eukaryota, Metazoa, Mollusca, Gastropoda, Lepetellida, Haliotidae.
GGGACGUCUAGGGGAACAGGAGUUUAUUAUGAAGUUGUCCAUAUCGAGGCAGUGCAGGAUCACGUAAACAGGGGUGUCCUCGGUGCUGGUCGAUUAAUAUAGACAUCCUUGUCUGUUGAAUAACGAGCCUAAAGGUCAUAUUCAAGUAUUCCCGGAUCAAGGAACGUAAGGACGGGUCCAUCCAAAGAAAGGAUGAUACCAGAAGACUACAUGAACACCAAAGAAGAAAUGUGAUUUGAUAAACCGCGGUUUGCUAAAAAAAGUAAUCCUCUUCUGUGAACAAGGCGUUCUAAUUGAUGGUGAACUAUUACUGGACAACGAUGGCAACAGGAUUUGUUACGCGUCACUAGAAGAACUCUUCUGUCAUGUCCAGUCGAUCAAGACCUACCUGUAUGACAUAUGCGGAUGCGAUGGAAGUGAUGAGGGACUAGUACAAGAUGGCCGUGUCAACACUGUCUUUCCAUCUCCUGUGCCUCCUGUGUCUCAUCCCAGCAUCAGAUGAGCGGCCAUCGGGACAGCAGCAUGCCAGGUUCCACAGCACGCACGACAUGAAGGACGUCAUCUUCCAGGAGGACCUCCUCAAGGAGAUGAAGUCCAGCAGGGUGCGCUGCGCCUCUCAGUGUCACAUGCUGCCCAAGUGUAAGUCCUACUUCUACAACAAGUCAGCGCGCAUGUGUCGGCUUCACUCCAGAGUCUUCACGGACACCACUGGCGCCAUACCUACACAAGGAUGGGGUUACUAUGGGAGACAUGCAACUUCAGUUAAAAGAAACAAGGCGAAGACAACAACAAACACACCUGGCUUGGAAUCGUCAACGUUGAACCCUGAGCAAACAUCUGAAGUAUCAACUACAGCAGGUAUAACCGAGUUUGCCUCAGGUGAUGCUGCAACAGGGACAACACAAUUUCCUGUGAAAGAAGUUUCAGAAGACGCCAGAAGCCCUACUACGACGGGGGAAAGAACACUGACAGAAGCUGGCCCAAGAACAAAUCCCAGGGGAACUUCCACAGAUAGGAGUCGACUCCUGGCAACACUGACCACGAAAUAUGUGUCCCAAGCCUCAAGCAGCACAGAGAAGGGUGGAAAUCUUAAAAACAAGUUGAGGAGUCGCAUGGUGACCAAACCGUUCGUGAAGCUGUGGGCAGUCACGCCGGAGUCUGUUCCUCCCGGGAAAGUAGCAUCUAUAUCAUCCACGGACAGUCUUUCCACAACGGAAGAAGGGGCUGAAAGUAUGUCUACUCAUGUCACAGAGACCGGGUCCAGGGUCACCAUUAGAAGGACGACUAGCAAUGUCAUGACACCCACCUCCACCACCUCGACCACACCGACCUGGACGACACGCGGAGCAACCGAAAGAGACACUACCCCGAAUCAAAACGACAAACAGUUGACAGACGAAACACCGUCAGCAUCUGGUAAUAGAUCACAAGAGGAUAACGCACUGAACACAUCCUCCUACACUGAUGACAGCACAGAAACUGACAGUUCCAUGUCUGUAAUACCAGAGGAUGCAACAGUUGGCCACGCUGGCCAAGAGACCCCAGCAUCUCACCACAACGAAGACCAACAUGAUCAGCUUAACUUUCUUACCACAGAAGAUGAAGCCAAGUUGUUUGAAUUGUCCACAGGUCUGGUGAUGCCCUCAGUGACAGUUGGUGAUGAAGACGAUGAGCACGGCGCCAUCACAGUUAUGAUAAUUGGUGAUGAUGAUAAUGAUGGUGAUGAUACAACCCAAUUCAUUAUGGAACCGGAUCUGGAGUCCACUAUGAGUGUCAUAUCUAUCGGAGGCGACGACGACGUACUCCAUGAACAUAUGCUCGACCCUGACAGUGACGACGACGGUGGCGAGUUUCCCUUUACGACUGACAUCGCAGCCUUUACACGUGAACAUGGGGUACAGCAGGACAGGUCGGCUGGCAGAAAGACCACCGAGGUGAUGCAGAGAUCAUCGUAUGCAACUCUGCAGCUCGACAAAAGUGUGACGAACACGGGAUCUACAGAAUCGCCGACCUCCACAGGAAGCUCUGUAGCGGGCAAGGUGGCUGCCUAUGUCGUGCUGGGGGUGGUUGCUCCUCUUCUGGGCGUGGCAGGGUAUGCCUUAUACCGUCGCUGGAGGACGGGGCCGUGGACUCUCCUACACAAGCAGGAUGACGGUUUGGGGCUGCAGCUCGUCUCCUCCACAUAGGGACUGAUCAUUUAGUACUCUUGGCGGUGUUUUUUUUUGUUUCAGGGGUGGGGAUGUGGGGAUUUUUGUUUCAGGGGGGGGGUGUGUGGGUUUUUUUUGUUUGGGGAUGAGGAUUUUUCAGACAGACUGCUUUUUUACAGUGCGCUUAAUGACAUAUAAUGCUACCCACAAUGCAUUGUUCGAAGAACGUCUAACGUUUCCAGAGAACCAUUUAUUUAUUUUGUUUCGUCAAACCUGAAAACAAAUUAUUCAAAAUUUACCCCUCCUCCUUCCAAGCAUCUUCCCAAGGCAAGGGAAUUAACUGACUAUAAAAGUUUCCACCCUUGCCGAACUUGGCUGGAACUUCCAGGCUCGAUCGUGGCGCCACCAGCGGCUAUUACGAGUUAUGUCCCCCUAUUGAGCAAUCCGAUUCCGUCUCUCGGAAUGGCGGUGCGCACUCAAAACCAUCUGAUCGAUAAUAAAGAUCUAUAAUGUAAUAAAACGGUCUUUACCUCGCGAAGUGCGUUAAAUCAGGUGAGCUCAUUGAUUACAAACAUGAAAAGAUUUGCAAACUAUGUCGACGCCCAGUUGGCUGGCUGUACACAUGCUUUGCAAAUCCAGCAGUCCACCGAAAUCUGCACGUUGAAAAUACAUGUUAUUUACGAACUGGAUGUCUAGUUCGUUAUGCGAUUGUAAUUGGACUAUGCAUAGACUCGUUAUUCCAGCCAAACUGUAACUGCGGAAUUCCCGCCAAGUUCGGCAAGGGUGGAAACUGGACUUUUAAAUCAGUUAACUGCCGUGCUCUUCCAGGAAUACAAAAUGGUCGGCACCUCAGGUUAACCCAGGAGAUCAAUGGUCUGUUUACGGUGGCUGAAUGUUGCGGCUGAAAACCACAUUCAACAAUGAGCCAGCUUCUAUACUAGGUACGCCAGAGGUCGAUAGCAUGAAGAACGACCACAGCAGUCGGGGAAAAUAUCAUCUAUUUUUGUAUGUGUUUAUUUUGUUUGAACCAGCAUACAUGUAUUAUCAUUCUUGCCACUGAGCGAUGACAUUUGUAUUUUAUUCAAUGUCUCUGUACUUAAUGUUGGCGGUUGUAUUUGAUUAUGUGGCGCAAUAUUGACAUAUCCAGGUAAGGGCCGACCAUUUGAUAUUUUGGGGGAGGGUAGGAUGAGAUUGUGCAUCGAGAUUAGAUAUUAUGAUUCUAUAAAACCCGAGCCUGAUUUCUUAAAACAAGAAAAACACCUUGCAACAAUGUAAGUUUUGUGGCAGGCAAUUUCUUCUUUUCUCAUCAAUCGGAACCAUAAUUUAUUUUUUUUGAAGGA